Durio zibethinus is the source of this 2988-nucleotide messenger RNA. RefSeq lists its product as uncharacterized. Gene Ontology annotation, molecular function: protein binding. NCBI's taxonomy places the organism in Eukaryota, Viridiplantae, Streptophyta, Magnoliopsida, Malvales, Malvaceae. The record is from RefSeq and is a predicted model, not a curated record.
UUAAAAAAUGGGUAAAAAACAAACCAAAGAACAAUAAUUUUUUCAAAAAAUAAAAUAAGAAAACUAAGACCACGUUUGUUUGUCCGUAGAGAUAAGAGAAAGAAACAGAGAGAGAAAAAAGAGGGAAAAAACGAUAUGGGUAGGAUAGUUGAGAAGAAGAAGAAGAAAGGAAGACCUUCUCUUUUAGAUCUCCAAAAACGCAGCCUUAAAGAACAACGGCAAAAUCAACAAAACAGCGGAAGAAAUGUUUCUGCCCCUCAAAUUACUCCUAAUUACGACUCUGCCACUGCUACUCCUCUCCGUCGAUCCACCCGCCGGAAUCCCAAUCAUUCGUCGGGGGAUAACGAUGACGAAGCAGAAGAAGAAGAAGAUGAAGAAUUGGCCGGAAAAAAGCGACGCGAGAAGAAGUUGAAGCUGGUUCUCAAGUUGCCUUCCUCGCAGCAAAAAUCGCCGGUUAAUUCAGAAUCCCGCGGCUCUGAUUCGAAUCUCGAUGACAGUAACGCGUGUUCGAGUCACAAGAAGAGGAAAAUCAAUUCGAUCGGGGAUGGAUCCGGAAUUGCUGAUUCCAAAAAGGAACAGAAAUCUGUUUCUGGUGCAAAACCCACAAGUAACAGUCAAGGUGGUCAGUUGGAUUUGGGACCCUCAACGGCCUUACCAGACAAAAAGCUGUUGCUAUUCAUCCUAGACAGGCUUCAAAAGAAGGACACUUAUGGUGUGUUUUCUGAGCCAGUGGACCCUAAAGAGCUGCCGGACUACCAUGAAGUUAUUGAACAUCCGAUGGAUUUUGGAACUAUUAGGAAAAACCUUGAUAGCGGUGCUUAUGCCAACUUAGAACAGUUUGAGAAAGAUGUUAUCCUCAUAUGUUCAAAUGCAAUGCAGUAUAAUGCACCCGAUACUAUAUAUUUUCGACAGGCACGAUCCAUACAAGAGCUAGCUAAAAAGAACUUUGAUAAUUUAAGGCAAGAUAGUGAUGAUAAUGAAGCAGAACCCAAGGUGAUAAGGAGAGGUAGACCACCAAACAAAAUUUUCAAGAAGCCACCAGGCAGGCCUUCCUUGGAGCGUGCUGCAUCAGAAUUUUCCUUGGAUGCCACCCUUGCUACUGGGGCAGAGAACACCAUAUGGUCCAAUCAUGACAUUAGGAAAGGGCCUCUUGCUUCUGACAAGUCUAAUUUUGCAGAUUCAUCUGGAAAAAUUUAUGGUUCUCGCAUUGAUGUUAAUUCGGGCUGGUUUACUGAAAACAAAUAUGACAGAAGCGAUGAAGGUUCUAUGUUAAAAGGUUAUAUAAUGAAGCAUGGAAAAAGGCAUUUUGUGCUGGAUGAGAAUAGGCGUAACACUUAUAAUCUAUUUCAUCCAUCAGCUGCUGCACAGGAGGCAUCUGUGUUGACUACUUUUGAUGGAGAGAGGAAGCAGCUAGUGGCUGUGGGGGUAUACUUAGAGCUUGGUUACACACGAAGUCUAGCUCGAUUUGCUGCAAACCUUGGUCCUGUUGCCUGGAAAAUUGCUUCUAAACAGAUAGAAAAGUGUUUACCAACUGGACUAAAUUUUGGUCCUGGAUGGGUUGGGGAAAAUGAUAUUCCAGCACAGAGACCACUACUAAUACCUUCACUUUCGCUUCCACCAGGCCAGCAGGCGUCAUCACUUCCCUGCUCUGUUCAUCCAAAUUCAUGUUCUGUUCCUGCAUCUCAUGCCUUGGAAACCAGAGAAGAUAAACAAUCUGACAAGCCUGAAGCAGAUAAUUUGUCUGAGAAGCAUGUUCCUUCAGUUCACUCCAUCUCAGAGGGCCAUUUAAGUAAGCCUAUACCUGCAUCAGCUAAAAUAUCUACUGAAUCAUGGAAUGAAAAGACAGAAGCCAGUGAGGGAUCUUCCGGUUCUGCUUUUAACAUGACAAACAGCAGUGCAGGAGUGGUCAGGCCGAGGCCUCCCUUCCAGAUUCAUCAAAGUCCUCCAAUUCAUCCUGGCAUGAAUGGAUAUAAUGGUGCCUAUGGGUUUAACCUUCCAGCCCAGAUGACGAAACUAAUUGGGGCUGGCAGACCUCCUGGGUUCAGUUUCCAGUCAUCUCAGAGGCCUGACACUGUCUCGAGGACUGCCACUAACUUUGUGCAUCCAGCAACUGCAAACUCAAAUGACCCUAAAUUUUCAGAAAAUUCAUGUACAAAGAAUCCCAGCUGUCCAUUACCAAAUUCAGGGUGUGAGACAGUGGCAGCCCCAAAAUCAGGGCUUCAUCCCCGGCCAUCGAGGCAAGAAUUAUCUCCACAUCAGAAACCAGGCUCUAGGUUAUCACCACAACAAAAACCAGACUCGAGGCUGUCACCACAACAAAAACCAGACUCAAGGUUGUCACAACAGAAACUCGAUUCAGUUCCACCUGACUUGAAUAUCAGAUUUCAGUCUCCUGGGUCACCCAGUUCUAGUCGAGCUGAUUCAGCUCAGCCAGAUUUAGCAUUGCAGCUCUGAGCAUAAUUGAUAUAAUUUUUUUUUUCUCUUUCAAUUAAGUUAACCCUAGAAUGUUGAGUUUCAGAUUUAAUGCUCCGGGUGAGGUGACCAAGCAGGUCCGGUUGAAUAGGAGCGGAUGAAGCUACACUAAACUUUUAUUGUAAACGAAUAAAUUAUUGUUGUACAGAUCAGUGUAUCCUAAUUCUUAGGUCCACAAGCAAAAUGGUUUCAUUUGUAACAUUGGAAGCCAUGAUGUAGCCUUAAUUCAUUUCUAGAUGAAGAUACGUACUCUAUAUAUGAAGUUUCAUAAAGUAGAUUUGCUAUUCUAUACAUUGCAGAUUGUAGAUUUCUGCAUGUAAGAUUGAGAGAAUUCGAGUUCGGGUUGUAUGCAGGAGAGAGAUGUCAAAUACAAACCUGAAGUUGGAAGAUUUUGUUUCAAUAUGAACUUGAAGAUUGAAAAUAUGUGAAUUCAAACUUCAAGCAUGUUGAGCAAAGUUAGAGUAAAAUCUUUGAAUUGUAAUUCCACUUUCAAUCAAAUGGAAGCAAUAUUUGAAC